AAACACGUCAAUUUCGGUGGCUAGCGCGACAAAAACUCCACUCAUCAUUUAUAUAGACAAAAAGAAAGAGUAGAAAGCAAGAAAAAGAAGAGCAAAAAUGGAGGUACUGAAUGAAGAAGAAGAAUACAACUGGAAAGAAGUGAACCUACCAUCAUUAAUCCCCGUAGUUCCCGAGCCCGAGCUCGAACGAGAGAGCGGAGAACGAAGGAGAGGCAGAGACAUACUUAUAGCCAUUGAUCAUGGUCCCAACAGCAAGCAUGCUUUUGACUGGGCUUUGAUUCAUCUCUGCAGACUUGCUGAUACUCUCCACCUUGUUCAUGCUGUUUCCAGUGUGAAGAAUAAUGAGGUUGUUCUUGAGAUGACUCAGGGUCUUAUGGAGAAACUUGCUGUUGAAGCUUUUCAGAUCUCCAUGGUGAAGAGCGUGGCUCGGAUCGUGGAAGGGGAUGCAGGUAAGGUCAUUUGCAAAGAAGCAGACCGCAUAAGGCCGGCAGCGGUGGUUAUGGGUAGCAGAGGCAGAAGUUUAGUGCAAAGUGUACUGUAUGGAAGUGUGAGUGAGUAUUGUUUCCACCAUUGUAAAGCAGCACCGGUUAUAAUUGUUCCUGGCAAAGAAGCAGGUGAUGAAUCUUUGGUACAAUGGAAGAAAUAGUAUUAUCAUACAUCCAAAGAAAAACAGAGUUUGAAGAAAUUGACAGGUCUAAUGGUCUAUGCAGAAGAUGGUUCGUUGUAUAAUACUUGUGACAAUUUUAUGCCAAUUUGUGAACAUUGAUGAAUAAUUUAUAACAAUCCAUUUUCUUUCCCAAAUAAAAUGUUUUUUUUUUA
Mercurialis annua (annual mercury) is the source of this 819-nucleotide messenger RNA. RefSeq lists its product as uncharacterized. NCBI's taxonomy places the organism in Eukaryota, Viridiplantae, Streptophyta, Magnoliopsida, Malpighiales, Euphorbiaceae. The transcript has 5 exons. Bases 98 to 646 code for a protein of 182 amino acids. The record is from RefSeq and is a predicted model, not a curated record.